UCGCCCGCCACUCUACCACGAAACCCGCCCUGUCCUUGCGAACCUAGGGCUCUUCUGCUCCGCUGCUCUGCCCCCCUAAUCGCCGCUCCGUGCUCCUCGCCGUUCUUCGACUGGAUGGCAACCAACGACGACCUCGCCCAGAUCGACAUCUCCACGGAGGAGAAGGACAAGCUGGUGGCCGAGGUGAUGCGCUACGCGCUCUUCAAGACGCACCAGACCUCCGGCUGCCCCAUCAAGCGGGAGGAGCUCACCCAGAUCAUCACCAAGAACUACCGCCAGCGCGGGCUCCCGGCGCUCGUCAUCAAGGAGGCCGGGGACAGGCUCGCCGCCACAUUCGGCUACGAGAUGAGGGAGCUCCAGAGGACCCGCGCCCCGUCCAACCGCUCUGCGCGCACCUCCUCCCAGCAGCUCAGCAACGUGGAUGCGAAGAGCUACGUCCUGGUAAGCAAGCUGGAACCUGAGGUGUACAGCAAGUAUGUCGAGGAUAAGGAGCGUGCCCAUCUGUCUGGCUUCGCUUUUGUUGUCAUAAGCAUUGUUCAUGUUGCCGGUGGCAAGAUCACCGAAGAGGACCUCUGGCAUCAGCUCAAACGGCUGGGCUUAAAUGAGAACGAUGAGAAUCACCCUCUUCUAGGAAACAACAAGCAGGCGCUUGAACUGCUAGUGCAGCAAAGGUACUUGCUCAAGGAGAAAAUUGCUGGUCCAGAAGGUCAUUUCAUGAGCUAUGAGCUUGCGGAGAGGGCAUUGGAUGAAUCCAUCAGUUCCAAGCUUAAAGAAUACAUUUCACAGGUUGUGGGCACAAGUGCUGGUACAGCAGAGUGAAGUGGAUACGAAGUGACAACCAGCAGGCCAGCCUAAGCUGAUUUGUACAAGGUGGCGAGACUCCAAUCAUGGCGAGGAGUCAUCUUGUAGGGACUUGGCGGAGGCUUGUUUAAGGGCUUGUUUGUAUAGGAUCGGAGAUGGUGUGCCUCUCAACUAGGAUAGACUGAUACUUUGGAUCUGAACAAACAUGAUAUGAGCUUUUGUGAAAGUUCAUCUGUCUGUGCUUUCAUUGUUAAAUGGAGCUUCAGAUCUUCAUGAA
Molecule: messenger RNA, 1078 nt
Organism: Lolium rigidum
Lineage: Eukaryota; Viridiplantae; Streptophyta; Magnoliopsida; Poales; Poaceae
Product: non-structural maintenance of chromosomes element 3 homolog
Exons: 7
Coding region: 115-819 (234 amino acids)
Cellular component (GO): nucleus
Source: RefSeq, a predicted model, not a curated record